Messenger RNA from Phaeoacremonium minimum UCRPA7, 561 nucleotides. RefSeq lists its product as hypothetical. NCBI's taxonomy places the organism in Eukaryota, Fungi, Ascomycota, Sordariomycetes, Togniniales, Togniniaceae. Bases 1 to 561 code for a protein of 186 amino acids. The transcript has a single exon. The record is from RefSeq and is a predicted model, not a curated record.
AUGUCGGGCGGCGCGGGCUUCGCGCCCGUGUACGGCAGCCAGGAGCAGUACGAGACGGGCGGCCUGCCCCCGAGCUGGGAGCGCGUGCCCGCCCACCACCACGCACCCAGCGGGACGACCACCGAGAUCUCAUCCGGCGGGCCCGCGCGCAACCUCCCGCCGAUGGGCACCUACCGCUACCCGGGGCAGAACCCGGCCGCCUACGCGGGCGCCGGGGCCCAUCCCGAUGCGGCGGCCGGCGCGUACGGCGCGUACAACGCGCCGCGCAUGGACCCGGACCAGGUUCCGCUGCGGCACAGCAGCCCGGAGAUCGAGGACUUCUCGCGCGGCUUCAACGACGCGCUGAGCCGCAUCGGCGAGGAGGACGAGAGCGACCUGUCGGGCAGCGGGAGCGGGAGCGGCAGCGGGAGCGGGAGUGGGAGUGGCAGCAGCGGCAACGUCAAUGGCCACGGGCUCGGCGGCAACGGUUACGGUAGCGGCGACCGCGAGCCCAGCGGCGAUGGGAUGCGGCCGCUGUGGCAGCAGAACAGACGGCAGUCGAGGAACAUGAUGUGGAUGUGA